Molecule: messenger RNA, 813 nt
Organism: Stereum hirsutum FP-91666 SS1
Lineage: Eukaryota; Fungi; Basidiomycota; Agaricomycetes; Russulales; Stereaceae
Exons: 4
Coding region: 1-813 (270 amino acids)
Source: RefSeq, a predicted model, not a curated record
AUGUCUCGUGCUAGCACCCCCCCUCCGGCCGAGCCAGCCAUCAAUCUCAAUGUCAUCGUUGAGAUGGCUUACUAUGAGCGUUCUCAGCCAGCAACCCGUGGAAAAGGGAAAGGCCAGCAGAAAAAGCUCCCUCCCAAAAUCAAAGACUUCGAAGCCAGCAUAACUCGGAGCAAGGGCAGCUGGCUUUCUUUCCUCAAAGAAAUCCUUCGCUGCCAUGACGAGACAAGGUUCCGUGUCUCAGCAAGAAGGCCAUAUGGGAUCAAGGUUUUGAUCCCACCGGAAAAGGCAAAGACAAAGGCUCGGGAUGUCGACAGUCUCAAAGAAUGGGAGAAGAUGAACCAGCGCCUCGAAGAGCACGAUGGUGGCGUGACACAGAUCACAGUCUAUGCGGAUAUGAAGGUGAUUGGCAACUCUUGCAAGCUACGCCGAAGAGGAGGGGAUGCAAGUGGUGAUUCGGACAAUGAAGAACGGCUCAGUGAGGAGGCUCCAUCGGAUGAUGAUGUGGCGUUAGGAGAUCUGACCGAACGUGAGAGAAUGACGCCUCACUGGAUGAAGAAAUUGGAGCGUAUGCAUGCGAACGGAGAAGGCGGGCUCACUUUCGUUCCAUCGAAGCGAAAGCUGCCAGGUGAACCUUACCGUCUGAGUGCUGCACAGAUCUCAAGGUGGAUCGACUUUUUGCAUGACGGAACAGCCACAAUUUAUGAACCUCCGAACGACGGUGACUUAUUCAGUCCACUGUUCCACGACACUAUUCUCCAUCCUGAGCGCCGUGCAGCUGCAGCAGCCGCUGCGGGAGUCCCCAGCCCUCUUUGA